Molecule: messenger RNA, 999 nt
Organism: Diplodia corticola
Lineage: Eukaryota; Fungi; Ascomycota; Dothideomycetes; Botryosphaeriales; Botryosphaeriaceae
Product: glycoside hydrolase family 5 protein
Exons: 3
Coding region: 1-999 (332 amino acids)
Biological process (GO): glucan catabolic process
Molecular function (GO): hydrolase activity, hydrolyzing O-glycosyl compounds
Source: RefSeq, a predicted model, not a curated record
AUGCGUGUUUCCAAUAUCCUCGUCGCCGGUUCGGCUUCUCUUGCGCUGGCUGCGCCGGUGCAGAACAAGGAGGAGAAGCGGGCUUCAACCUUCACUUUCCUCGGCAUCAACGAGUCCGGCCCUGAGUUCGGAUCAGGCAUCGGUACCAAAGGAACGGACUACGUUUGGCCUACUCUCAGCACCAUUGAUACCUUCAUCGCCAAAAAUCUCAACACUUUCCGUGUCAAUGUGUUGAUGGAAAGACUUACGCAAAACUCCAUGACUGCUUCUCUUGACGCCGACUACCUUGCCGAUCUCAAGGAGACAGUCAACUACAUCACCAACAAGGGUGCCUAUGCGAUGAUCGUUCCCCACAACUAUGGCCGCUUCAGCGGCAACAUCAUCACGGACACCGCAGGCUUCAAGACCUGGUGGACGAACGUCGCCUCCGAGUUCGCCAACAACACCAAGGUCAUCUUCGACAUCAACAACGAGUUCCACGACAUGGACCAGGACCUCGUCGUCAGCCUGAACCAGGCCGGCAUCGACGGCAUCCGCGCCGCGGGCGCCACCUCGCAGUACAUCACGGCCGAGGGCAACUCGUGGACGGGCGCGUGGAGCUGGGUGUCGAGCGGCAACUCGGGCUCGAUGGGCGACCUGACGGACCCGCAGGACAAGCUCAUCUACCAGAUGCACCAGUACCUCGACAGCGACAGCAGCGGCACCAGCGAGACGUGCGUCAGCACCACCAUCGGACAGGAGCGCCUCGAGGCCGCCACCGCCUGGCUGAAGGAGAACAACAAGAAGGGCCUGCUGGGCGAGUUCGCCGGCGGCAACAACGACCAGUGCAAGACGGCCGUCUCGGGCAUGCUCGACUACAUGAAGGAGAACAGCGAUGUUUGGGAGGGUGCUUUGUGGUGGGCGGCCGGUCCCUGGUGGGGCGAUUACAUGUACAGCAUGGAGCCUACGGAUGGUGUCGCUUACACCGCUUACCUCGACACCCUCGCUUCUUACGCCUAA